Messenger RNA from Pundamilia nyererei, 2227 nucleotides. Its product is annotated as CD109 antigen-like. The record is from RefSeq and is a predicted model, not a curated record. The transcript is spliced from 14 exons. Gene Ontology annotation, molecular function: endopeptidase inhibitor activity. Gene Ontology annotation, cellular component: extracellular region. The coding region runs from base 1 to 2148 and encodes 715 amino acids. NCBI's taxonomy places the organism in Eukaryota, Metazoa, Chordata, Actinopteri, Cichliformes, Cichlidae.
AUGUUGUUUCAUCGACAGCUGACUGUCUCCAAAGAUUUUUCCUUGUCUCUGGGCGCCCCAUCACUCCUCAUCAGAGGAGAGGAGAUUGUGUUGGAAGUGAAGAUCAUCAACCAUUUGGAGCAGGAGAUGGAUGUCAUCGUGCUGCUAGCACAGAGCAAGUCCUUUGAGUUUGUUCUGACACACCGAAAAGAUGCAUCUGUUAUCAAUGCUCAGAAAGUCACCGUGGAGAGUCACGGCUCUGCUUCAGCUCUGUUCCCUGUGAGGCCUUUGGCUCUGGGUGAGGUGGAGAUAUCUGUGGAUGCCGUGUCUGCAGAGGCCUCAGACAGUCUUGUUUGGAGAGUGAUGGUGAAGCCCGAGGGAGUUGAACAGUACUUCUCUCAGACGCUGUUCCUGGAGAUGGAACCGGAGAAACGGAACAAAUCCACAGCCCUCUCCUUCUCCUUCCCCCCAAAUGUGGUGCCCGGCAGUCAGAGGGCCCGUGUGGUACUGGCUGGCGAUAUCCUGGCUUUGUCCAUCAACAACUUGGGUUCACUGGUUCAGCUGCCGCUUGGAUGUGGGGAACAGAACAUGAUCCACUUUGCUCCAAGUGUAUAUGUUAUCCAGUACCUGGACACUUCAAACCAGGAUGACCAAGAGCUCAGGAGAAAGGCUCUAGCUUACAUGAUGGAAGGUUAUCAGAAACAGUUGUCCUACCAGAGAGAAGACGGUUCCUUCAGUGCUUUUGGAAACAGCGACACCUCUGGCAGCACAUGGCUGACGGCCUUUGUGCUGCGCUGCUUCCUCCAGGCUCAGCCCUACGUGAAGAUAGACCAGAGCGUCCUGGACAGGGCUGUGUCUUGGCUCUUAAAACGCCAGGGCCCCCAAGGAGAGUUCAGUGAGGUGGGCAGACUGAUCCACACCGAGAUGCAGGGAGGGCUGGAUAAGGGCCCGGUGGCGCUGACGGCUUAUGUCCUGAUUGCACUUAUGCAGGAUGAAAUCUACACAGAGAUACACGAAGCCAGUGUGUUUCUGGCCAGAAAGUACCUGGAGGACAAAGUGUCCAGUGAAGUGAUCAGUAACUACAGCCUGUGUCUGACGGCUUACGCUUUAGCUUUGGUCAACAGUCCCGUCUCUUUCACCGCACUGACUCAACUCGGCAAGAGAGCGGACUACAUCGAUGGAGUGAUGAUGUGGAGUUCGUCUGCAGGCUCGAGGUCACGUAACCAGAAGCUGCCCUCAGCACAGAUCGAGAUGGCCUCGUAUGUGCUGCUAGCUCACAUCAACCGUGGCUCACUCUUUGAUGGCAUUACACAAAUGAAGUGGUUAAGCACACAGAGAAACCAUCUAGGAGGCUACGGAACAACACAGGACACAGUAGUAGCUCUCCAGGCUCUGGCUUCCUACGCAGCGUUCAGCGGCGCCAAUGCCAUCAACCUCAUGGUCAGUGUGUCUUCUCCAGAAUCUUCAUCACUGUUUCGAAUCAACGCCACCAACUAUCGAACAUAUCAAAGUCAAGAGAUUCCUGCUGAAAACGAUCUGCAUCUAAAAAUAUCCAUGGAAGGCAGAGGCUUUGCCACAUUUCAGCUGAACGUCUUUUACCACUUGGAGAGGGAAACUUUUGCAGAGAACCACCAGCAAGCUGCGGACGAAGCUUUCUCAUUACGCAUCGAUGCUGCUGAUGGCAGCGACCGCAAUCACAUGAUGUUGUCUGUAUGCACAAGAUUAAAGGACAGUCAGCUGAUACCUCACACAGGUAUGGUUAUAUUGGAUGUAGGCCUGCUCAGCGGGUUCCCACUCUCUCCUGAGGCUGCUGUCCAAUCAGCUGUUAUCAGGAAGGUGGAGACGGCACCUGAGAAAGUCAUCCUGUACCUGGAUUCACUCAACAAGUCAGAGGUUUGUAUCAACCUUCCCCUCGUCAGAAACUACAAAGUGGCCCGCGUGCACGACGCUGUGGCACGCGUUUACGACUACUAUGAGCCAACGAGAAACGCGAUGAGCACGUACAAUUCGCGAGGUCUGCCCGGCAUGGACUCCUGCUUCUUCUGUGGUGCAAACUGUGAUCUCUGCAGGCCUGGAAUCACCAUCACCAUGUCCGCUCAGUCGAUGGCUGCCUACAGCUUCAGCUGCCUGUUUCUCGGACUCACUGUUUUUCUUGUUUUAGUCGGUUAGAUGGACUUGGAGGCACACAUUCAUAUGUACUGGAUAUAUAUAUGUGUCUUUUAUACAAAACUCAUUUUGGCCUCAUUCU